Papaver somniferum (opium poppy) is the source of this 1373-nucleotide messenger RNA. Its product is annotated as mavicyanin-like. The coding region runs from base 364 to 873 and encodes 169 amino acids. Gene Ontology annotation, cellular component: plasma membrane. The record is from RefSeq and is a predicted model, not a curated record. NCBI's taxonomy places the organism in Eukaryota, Viridiplantae, Streptophyta, Magnoliopsida, Ranunculales, Papaveraceae. Gene Ontology annotation, molecular function: electron transfer activity. The transcript is spliced from 2 exons.
AUGAUAAAAAAGCUAGCAACAAAAAACUCUGGUAAAAGAAAGUUUUUUGAAAGCAACAAACCUUAAAGAGAAUGCAUACCAUACGAUUAGAGUUUACAGCCCAAUACUAGGCCCAUUAAUGGAUUCAACCAAAUAUAGAAAGAACUUCCUUUUAUGUUCUCUACUUCCUUGUAGGAAUCAGAAUGGUUUAUGGAAACAACUUCCUUAUAAAAAUCAGAAUGGUUUAUGGAAACACCAUGCCAAAAGCUAUAAAUAGAUGAUCCUAAAAAGCUUAGCCUCCCACAAACAUACAGAUUCAGUAUUCUUUAUCUCUGCAUCCUCUCAUCAAGUCUUGUUCAAUUCAUCAACUUAAGCUAAGAAGAUAUGGGUUCCAGUACCAAAGCCUUGGUUUUCUUCCUAGUAACAAUGAUUGCAGCAGCUUCGUCAAUGGCUGCAACUUAUGAUGUUGGUGAUGCUUCUGGUUGGACAAUCAUGGGAGGGGUCAAUUACAAUAAGUGGGCUUCUUCCAAGACUUUUCACGCUGGAGACACCCUUCGUUUCGUCUACAACCGAGAUUUCCACAACGUCUUACAAGUGACAUCUUCAGACUAUGAAUCAUGUACUACAACAGCUCCACUCGCCACCUAUGCAACAGGGAACGACGCUAUUUCAAUCAUGGGGGGUGAUGAUCACUUCUAUUUCAUCUGUGGUAUCCCUGGUCACUGUGAAAUGGGCCAGAAGGUUGACAUUCAAGUUGCUGCCCAAGGUCCAGCUAUUUCACCAACUUCGGCAACUCCACCACCACCCUCUAAAUCUUCUGCGUCUUAUCUUCUCUCUAGCAGUCUCCUUGUCGGUUUAGUUGGCGCCGCAACUUAUCUUAUUUCCAUGCACUAGUUUUGCUUAUAAGUCUUUUUGAGGUUAAAUUCUUUAAGACUAAUUACAGUAGGGAUUUUUAUAGUUUUUUUAAUUUGGCAAUCCUGGUAUGCUUGAUUUGUAAGAAACUUCAACAAUCUGAUUUGGAUUUUUAUGGAAUUUAUUGAGAAGUAUGUUUAUAAAUAUGCAGUUGCUUCAAAAAAUAGCAAUCAAUAAAUCAUUAAACCCUAAACCCUAUUUUGCGAAGAAUUAGGGCACCCCACGUCCAACUCCAUUUUUAAAGUAAAUCAAUGUGAGUGUAGACUAGAGUUACGAAUACCACAUAUAUUGAAGUACCCAGUAAACGAUACCAAUAACAUUUCUACUCUAAACUCAAAGAACUUCUAGAUUAAAGAAGAACAAAGGAAGUAGAAGAAAAUCUACGCCUUUUUGUUUUUAGGGUUUUGAGAAGUGAGUAAAACUCCAGCGAUGUUGCACUAGUUAUUUAGGUCUUUUUUCAUGUACAAAGAAAACCACAUAUC